CAAUGGAAGAGACACAUGGCGUUCUGGGAAAGAAAAAAGGUCUUCCCUGUAACAUCAACCCUCGUGACAAAGAUGAUGCAGUUGCUAUGGUACUAUGGUUUAAAGAAAGCAUAGGAGAACCACUGUACAGGGAUGGCAGUUUCUCAAGACACACUAACUAUUGUCGAUUAAGUGUGGCAGCUUACAGUUUUGAUGUACGAGCCAGGUCCUACAAAGACGCGAAACAGUGGUCAUCGCCAACGGUUUUCGGUUCGAGGGCCCUAUUCCGACCGUCCACCGUACCGGCCACUCUAGUCAUCGACAAGAUUCAACAGUCCGACGAAGGCAUCUACAGAUGUCGAGUCGACUUUAGCAAUUCACCCACCAGAAAUAGCAAAGUUAAUUUUACUGUGAUCGUACCUCCUGAGAAGAUACACAUUUAUGAUGACAAAAGAAUAGACAAAUCAGUAUUAUUAGGACCAUACAAUGAAGGCUCAGAUGUGAAUCUGCUCUGUGAAGUAAAAGGCGGUCGACCCCGUCCCCGAGUCGUCUGGUUCCUCGAGAACACCGUAAUCGACGACUCGUACGACAACCGAUCGGACGGCGUGGUCGUCAAUCACCUGACUUUUCCCAACGUGGGACGCCAGCAUUUGCACGCGCGACUGAUCUGCCAGGCGACCAACAACAACAUAGUGCCGCCCGAGACCAAGGCCGUCGUCCUAGACAUUAAUUUGAAGCCGCAGAGCGUGAGCAUCCUCACCAAAGAAAAACACGUAUCGGCCGACAAAAGAUACGAGGUCGAGUGCCGGACGUCCGGAUCCCGCCCGGACGCCGUUAUUACGUGGUGGAAAGGCAGCCGGCCCGUCAAGCGGCUGGCAAAAAACUUCGCUCAGCAAAACAACCAGAGCCUCAGCAUUCUCAAUUUCGUACCUGUGAUAGAUGACGAUGGCAAGUAUCUGACUUGCCGAGCGGAGAAUCCGGCCAUACAAGAAAGCGCGCUGGAAGAUAAGUGGAGAUUAAACGUUCACUAUGUUCCGGUCGUAACGUUAAAGAUGGGUUCGACCCUAAACCCGCAGGACAUCAAGGAGGGCGACGACGCUUAUUUCGAAUGCAACAUAAGGGCCAACCCCAAGGCCUACAAGCUCUCCUGGUUUCACAAUAAUGUGGAGAUUUAUCAGAACGUCACAGGAGGUAUAAUCCUGAGCGACCAAAGUUUGGUUCUUCAAAAUGUUGUAAAGUCAACUGCUGGCGAAUAUACCUGUGUGGCUACAAAUUCAGAAGGAAGAGGAACCAGCAAUCCAGUCAAAUUAAUUGUGAAAUACGCUCCCGUGUGUAUCCAGGAACGGGAAGAAGUAUACGGCGCCCUCAAACAGGAGACGGUGGCGUUACGAUGCGAAGUGGACGCUAACCCGCCAGUGGCCUCCUUUCACUGGACGUUUAAUAAUAGCGGCGAUCAAACCGAUGUGUCAUCGGAGAAGUAUACUACUGAGGUUACGUCUUCGCUUCUCAACUACACGCCAAACACCGACCUCGACUACGGCACGCUCCUUUGUUACGGCGAGAACGAAAUUGGCAGACAGAAGGAACCUUGCGUCUUUCAAGUGGUUAUCGCAGGUCGUCCAUCUCAACUACAGAACUGCUCAUUGUUAAAUCAAACAGCAAAUUCUCUACAAGUGGAAUGCGUUGAAGGAUAUGACGGAGGCCUAACUCAAAGUUUUUAUAUGGAAAUUUUAGAACUACCUAGUUUAAGGUCUAGAUUUAAUUUAACUACAUACAAGGCGCCUGUGUUCGUCGCCGACGGCCUCGAUCCCGGAACCACCUACAGGAUCAUGCUGUACGCCGUCAACAAAAAGGGUCGCAGCGAGGCGACAGUGAUUGAUCCCGUUACGUUCAAAGGCGUGGCCAAGCUACAAGGCGCCACGGCCAGCAUGCCGGUCAGCCCGCUGAUUAUGGGCCUGCUCGGCACCGCAGGAAUCCUGGCGACGGGGGUGUGCCUGGUCCUCGCCGCCCUCUGCAGGAAGCAUUAUGCCAGGCCCUGUCACAGGCCCGAUGCUAAUAGUACUAAACACGUCCCCAUGGAGGCGGUCAUCAACGCGGAUGACCUGAUCGUGGACGGCUCCAUUACAGGAGUGCGCACCCCCAAUAGCUCAAUCGAGCACACAAUCACUGCUGAAGCUAUCAGAAAUGGAAACACCAUCGAAGCCACCGAUCCAGAUAUUAUUAGGAAUCAAUAUGAGAGACGCCCUCUUCAUGGUUUCAUGCAAGUUUACGAAUAUGAACCACCGGGCUGCAGAGAAGAGGACGAUCAAGAAGAUGAUGGCGAGGGUUAUGCUUUCAAGCACGUUGCCAAAGAGAUACAUGCCCCAAGUCAAACGAUGUACCGCAGCCUCCAGAGGCCGUGCCGGACGAACCCGGUACCGCCGCCGGCCAUCGCCGGAUCCCAAACGCUGACGCACAAGUACCGCGGCCCGGAAGUCGUCACCACAUCGAACCGGAUACAGGAGAGUUGCAUAUAAGAAAGAGUAAUUAAGAUCAUCUCAUUGUUUUUAUCAUUGUAAUAUAUUAAUGUAUUUAAAGUAUAAAAUAAAUAAAGACGUUCUUGUCGUUA
Messenger RNA from Sitophilus oryzae (rice weevil), 2587 nucleotides. RefSeq names its product neural cell adhesion molecule 2-like. Gene Ontology annotation, molecular function: protein binding. The coding region runs from base 3 to 2495 and encodes 830 amino acids. The record is from RefSeq and is a predicted model, not a curated record. The transcript is spliced from 17 exons. Lineage: Eukaryota; Metazoa; Arthropoda; Insecta; Coleoptera; Curculionidae.